Messenger RNA from Alosa sapidissima (American shad), 2728 nucleotides. RefSeq names its product major intrinsically disordered Notch2-binding receptor 1 (gene minar1l). The transcript is spliced from 5 exons. Gene Ontology annotation, cellular component: plasma membrane. Gene Ontology annotation, biological process: negative regulation of TOR signaling; negative regulation of cell population proliferation. The record is from RefSeq and is a predicted model, not a curated record. Bases 312 to 2711 code for a protein of 799 amino acids. NCBI's taxonomy places the organism in Eukaryota, Metazoa, Chordata, Actinopteri, Clupeiformes, Clupeidae.
CAUUUCAUUCCAUCCCGCGAGCUUUCUCAUGACCCGGUUCUGUGUGACGCGCGUGCGACUAUUUCAAACGGUACCGAAGAUUCGGCUGGGAAAAGCUGAGGAUGAGAGGUUCAUUUCUCGCGCUCCGCACCGAUUAGGCUACUAGGGUCGUUGUUUUAAUCGCUACUGUGUUUCAAACGGCAUUUUGCUCGGAUGUUCUUCAGACGGUCUUUUCCUCGAGUGCGAGUGUUUUUCUAAAUUUGCACUGGACUGCAAAUAAUUCGGGACAUUUAAUAAGAGUGUGUGUGUGUGUGAGUGAAGAGUGUGUGGCGAUGGCGGAGCGUGUGGAGAGCCCCCAGGUCCUGCUGGAGAUGCUGGACAUGCUGUGUUCGCUGCAGGGCUGCGUGUCCUACGCGGACGUGUGUGUGUGUCUGAGCCGGCGCUUCGCCCUGCCGGCGCUGUGUGAGCUGCGGUCACUGCUCUACUCCACGGCCUGCCGUGACCCCUGCUUCCCCGCCACCCUGUUCCGCGGCCGCCUCCACCCGGCCGCUACGUCCAGCCUGUCGGCCGCCGCCGAUGUGGUCUCGCUCUUCAACCUCAUCACCAUCACGCGGCCGCCUUUCUACACCCUCCCCCUGCCCUACGACAGCCAAUCCCUGGCCUUCACACCCGCCUCGUUUGGCUACGCGGGCUCUGAUUGGCCGGGGGGCGUGGUGGGGGCGGCGGAAGGCGGUGCCACGGCGAUCGAGGGUCAAUAUGAAGCGGUGUCCGAAGCCGCAGGGAUCAGUUCGAUCGCGCACACACACACGCUCGCGCACCCUUACACACACACGCUUGCGCCCAGCAUGCAGGAUGUGCAGAGCGACUCUGCGGCCAGUUCGGUGGUGAUGGAGUCUGGCGCGGCCAAUGAGAGCGAAGGAAUGGAGCGCGUCACGGCCAGGAGGAACAUCUUUAAGGCCGACUUCCACAACGUGGAGCCCCUAGACGCCACGGAAACCGGCCAGCAGUCGGGCUCCUUGGAAAGCGUGGACGGCCAGAUGACCGUGCGGAAUGAAGACAUUCUCUUCCUCUCGCUGAAGAACCCAUACCCUGAUCCGCACGCACGGCGCGCGCACACACACUCCCCGUACGCACACGCGUACUCCGAGGUGCGCAAGGUCAAGCACGAGAGCGUGGAUGGCGUAGAUGGCCCCUCCUACUUUGGGCCCUCGGCUCGUGAUUGGCCAGCCGCACCACACGCCCUCCCCCAGAAGAGCCACAGCCUCGAGGACAGCACCAGAGACCCUUCGCUCGGAGACACAGGGGCGGCCAGCUACGAGCUGAGAGGUUCCAUAUCGGUGGAGUCUGCCGUCGGUGGGGCGGGGUCCGGACAAACAGGUCUGGCAGAGUUCUGGCCAAUGGGAACUGCCCAUGGAUAUUCCACACCAAUCGGAAAUAGCCUAGGAGACCCUAUCGGAUCUACCCAAGCAGAUUCUGGACUGACCAGCUCUGGUCUGAGUGUUGCUACGCCAGUCGAGUCCAUCGCGGGAGGCUCUGCACCAGCUGGACCGAGACUAGGCGGCUCGGGACCCAUCGGAAUGCAGACCCCCGGUUUUGAGGAGGUCCGAGCCGCUCUGAAGCGUCUCAGUGGGCGGAGCUUGGACUUGAUCUCCCAGGAUUGGCCGGCGGGGGCCGAGGGCGUGUCCAGCGUCGCCACGCAGACCGACGCAGCCUCGCGGCUCCGCAGCCUCAACAAGCUCUCCUUCGACAACCCGGACAUGCCGGAGGACGACAUCAGCGCCAUCUUCCGCUUCCUGGACGACAUCAGCAUGUGCGGCUCGGUGGCGGCGCUGGUGCCCGAGGGCGGGGGAGGGGCGGAAGCGGGCAGCGGCGGCCCGCCCAACUCGCCGGACCGCAGGGCACGCCUGGGCAAGCUGAAGAGGCUGUUCCACUCGCUGGAGGCGCCGGAGGAGGCGGGGCUAGGGGCGGGGCUAGGGGCGGGGCUUGGGGCAGGGCUGGGCAGGCUGCUGCUGCGCGUGUCCGAGAUGGAGAAGCGUCUGGAGCCGCUGGGCGACCUGACCGACACGCUCACGCUCAUCCUGGCCGCGCUGCAGCGGCUCGAGGUGCAGACCAACACGCUCACGCGCAAACACGCCAUCAUGGAGCUCAGGCCACCCAAGGGCAACCCGGCGCUGAGGGAGGGCCACAGCGUUGGCACGGCCACCAGCGCCAUGGCGACCACCACCGCGGCCAAGCAACGAGGCGUGGUCACCCGGCACGACCUGACGGAGAGCAGCACCUGGAAAGUGAGCUACAGCAAAGAGCAGCACACACACACCAGACAGACUGAUGAACAUGCUACUGCUAUGGCUGUGGCUGAGGGCUGCAUGGCCGACACUGGACCACGAGUUAAAAGAGGCCUAAGCAAUCGUACGGAGUCGACAGAAGGCCUCAUCUCUGAGCAGCCCCUGUCCCCACACCUCCUGACGGAGGGCCACCGCGGCCCCAACCUCAGCCAGCGCGACCCCUCCUGGAGCCAGUCAGAGCUCACGCCACUGGAGCUGCAGGCUCCAGAUCAGCUUGAUUUCUGGAUGGAUGAAAUCUACACCCCGGCCUCAGACAGACUCAGACUGCAUCACAAGCGACCCUCGCGGAAGUGCCCGCAGGCCAAAGGCUAUCGCAUCGCUGCCCUCUGCGUGACAGCUGCCGCCAUCCUGGUCAUCAUCAUAGUCAUCCCCAUCUCUACGGCCUAGCACUCUCUCUCUCUUUC